This is a messenger RNA of Coffea eugenioides, 2268 nucleotides long. RefSeq lists its product as uncharacterized. The record is from RefSeq and is a predicted model, not a curated record. Lineage: Eukaryota; Viridiplantae; Streptophyta; Magnoliopsida; Gentianales; Rubiaceae. The transcript is spliced from 5 exons. The coding region runs from base 83 to 2023 and encodes 646 amino acids.
UCUUGAGUAAAUUAACGGUGUCUGUUUUCACUGUAGUGGUGUGAAUUUGGUUGGGUAUUGAGUGGGGGAAAGAAGAAUAAAAAUGGCUUCUUUAAAGCCUGGUAUAUUACUAAAGCUUUUGCAGAAUGUGGAUAACAAAGAGGCCAAAGUUGUUGGUGAACACCGCUCUGCUCUUCUUCAGGUGAUUGGAAUAGUACCUUCAUUGGAUGAUGAUCCAUGGAAGAGUAGGGGGUUUUAUUUAAGAGUAUCGGAUUCAGUGCACUCAGCCUAUUUAUCUGUCUUAGAUGAAGAUGUAGAGUUGAUAUUGAGUGACAAGAUUCAACUGGGUCAAUUCAUCCAUGUGACCAGACUUGACUCUGGCUCCCCUGUUCCAGUGCUUUGCGGCUUAAAACCGGUGCCAAAAAGGCGUCCUUGCAUAGGGGAGCCAAAGGAUUUGAUUUCGAGCGAUGUUUUGACAGUUAGGAAAAAUGUGGACUCAAAAAGGGUGAAAAAGAAGGUGGGGCUUGAUAAGAAAUCCUUGGCAAAGGAGAAUCUAAAGGGGAAACUGAAUGGAGUUUUGGAUAAUGAAGGUGUGAAAUCAAGAAGGCUUUCAUUGAGCUAUGGGAAUGUUGGUGGGCUGGAGGUUAGAAGGUUGAGCUUGGAUUCGAUCAGGAAAGGAUGGGAUCGGAGCCCUGGUGGUAAUGGUAGUGUUGUAUCAGUAUCAAAGUCAAAGUUCAAAGAGGGUUCUUUGGGUUUGGAUUCUUCAAGGAGCCCUGCAGGCAAUAAUGGUGUUGCAUCGGUGUCAAAGCUGAAACCCAAAAACGUUUCUUUGGUUUCAGAUUCUGUAAAUAGCACUGCAUGUAAUAGGGGCGUUACAUCAGUUUCAAAGUCAAAAUCCAAAGAUGGCUCGGAAUCUGUUCUUCCUGGCAAGAAAAGUUCUUCUGAGGAUUCCACAUCAAAAAAUUCAAGCAUUUCACCUCUUAAAUCCAAAAAUGGGACAGUGUCACCAAAACUUAUAACCAAACCUACUAGGAAAGAUCUGAAGUCUUCAAACAAUGAAACUCUACCAGCUCAACUUAAGAAGGUGGAUCUCCGUUUUGGAAAUUGGUCUGACUCAAAGAUCUCAAGCAAGUCAGUUCCUCUGACCAUCCAUAAUCUUGGAAAGGAGGUAAGAAUUUAUAGGAACAUUUCCUUCCUGUCUGCUGCACAUGCCAUGGAAGAUGCAGCCGCUGCGGAUGGUGUCAUUCGCUGCAUGAGCACGUUUGCACAACUGUGCGAGUCAUCUGAAAAAGAUUCUGCUGGACAAUUGGUGGAGCAAUUUUUGCACCUUCAGGGGAAUAUGCAGAAUGCAGCAGCCAUGAUUGAGGCGUUGGUUGAAACCAGGACUCUUGAGGGCAAAAGCAGCAAUUCUUGCAGCAGUCAGCCCCCAUCACCAGAAAUGUGCUCUAAAUUUGCAAGCAAGAAUGCCUUAUCAUGGGUACAAGCUGCAGUUGAGACUGAUCUUGCAAAAUUCUCUUUGCUCAGAAAGGACGAAAAGAAAGGCAUUCAGAGUGGUCAGAAUUGCUUCUAUGUUAUGUUAGAAAAUGCUCCAAAGAAAAUUGAAGCCGAGAACUCCCCAUCAAAAAAUAAGAGAAGCCCUAGAAACCAUGAUAAAGUUGUAUCAGAUUCAAAUGCAAAAAAUCCGCCUCCAAGUUCAAGGCGGCUUCCAUCAGUGACAAAACGGGCAGCUGUUGAAACUGAAGAGUGGUGCAAGGGAAAUGGGUUGAAGGAUGCUGCAAGUUUAGCAGAAAAGUUGCUCUUAGUAUCUCGUGGAUGGUUCCUAAAUUAUUUGGAAAAUUUCUUAGACAAGGACUGUGGACUCAUGAAUGGCGAGGCAGAUUCUAAAACAGCAAGUCUCCUUGGACAGCUUAAGAGGGUUAAUCAGUGGUUGGAUGAUUCAUUUCCGCAAGGUCAUGGAGUUGAUGAGAGGAUAGAUGGCUUAAAAAAGAAGCUGUACGGGUUUAUGUUAGAUCAUGUUGAUUCAGCAAUCCUCUCAAAGAGGUAGGUUACAGUGGAAACAAUUGACUUUUUGCUAACUUAACUGAUUCAACUUGCUUUCACUAACAAUCUGCUAUAAAAGGGUGUUCUUGUUUUGCUUGCAAAAAAUUUGUCAUGGAUGCAAAUGCAAUGCAUUCAAAAGCUUCUAAAAGCGUCAAAGUCCAUUGAUUGAAUAUGGAAGGGUAUACUUCAUUAUUGAGAUGUACAGAUGAACUUGACAGCUUUUUUUUUUUCAUUAAGAUUGGAAAUGUA